This is a messenger RNA of Rotaria socialis, 1356 nucleotides long. The record is from the annotation of a GenBank genome assembly. Lineage: Eukaryota; Metazoa; Rotifera; Eurotatoria; Philodinida; Philodinidae.
AUGCAUAGAAUCUCUCUCUAUCGAUUAAUAAUUACCAUUGAAAUUAUUAUUAUUCAAUCAAUAAAUAAUUCUAUUAAUGGUAUUCAUAUUCAGAUAUAUGAUAAUAUCGCUGAAAUAUCUCAAUCAAUAACACCCUAUGAUUUACCUGUAACAUUUUCUCAACAAGAAUGGUAUGAUAUUCGAGCAGAUUCAAUUCGACUUGUUGGCAAUUGUGUUAAUGUACGUGCUCAAAUAAUUUCAUUCAAUCGGACAUCAUUAAAUGGUCAAAGACUAAUGAUUAAACGUGAUAUUCAUAGUGAUUUAUAUACAGACGGAAUUAUGAUUGAUGAAACACGAAAUCUAGUGGAAGAUUUAAUUGAUAAUACAUAUUAUACUAUUACUAAUGAUCGCAUACGAUAUUUAUCUAUUCCAUCUGUUGGUAAAUUUUCAGUUGAUUUUGUCUUAGAAACAUAUACAAACGAACAACUCUAUUUACGUUAUUUACAAAAUAAAAUCAAGUGGAAAGUACGUUAUGAUCUUCUACUAGCCAGUAAUAAUACUGAUUCAAUUUUACAAGCAUAUGCUGAAAUUCGAAAUGAUGGAAGUUCAUCGUUGGUGGUUAAUUCUGCCAAAUUAUUUAGCGGAGAUAUUAAUAUUCAAUCAACAUCGGGUAGUGUAGAUUCUAACCCAUACGGCGGAGGUGCAUCUGAUGCACCAUUAUUUCAAUCGCAAUCCAAUGGCUAUGCUAGUGCUCCGUCUUACCCAGCUGUGUCUGAUGCCGAAGAGUUAGCUGGUUUGUACAUAUUUGCAAUUAACGAAACAUUUAUUCUCGAUACUCGAUCGAGUUACACACUCCCAAUGUUUCGUCCGAUAAUUGAUAUUGAGCGUUACGGUUCAAUAGAAAAAUAUUUUCUACCAACUGAUAACCGUGGUAACGUUCAACGUACGUAUCGUCUUCGUGUAGAACAAACCUUUCUACCGCGAGGCCAAGUAUUCAUACGUGAAUCAGAUCAAUUAGUAGGUGAAAUCUAUUGGCCUGAUCUUGCUUCGAAUGAAACCAAUGAGUUUACUCUUGGUGAAGAUCCGGACUUACGAUAUAUCGAACGUGUUCAGGUGAAUUCGCGUAGAAAAUUGUAUCAAACAAAUAGUUCUCGUAUAGUUCUAUCAACGUAUACCAUUGAUUUACAUUUGAUUAAUAAUAAGUCACGUGCAAUGAAUAUCGAAUAUCGAUUGAAAUUUAGUUCACAGAACAAUUUGAAAUUAAGCGAAAAUACAACAAAUAAUGUACUUCAACUUGAUGGUCCAUCGAUUAUUGGAACAUUUGAAUUAAAUGCAAAUGAUGAACAACAAUAUAAAUUUACUUUUGAAACUGAAUGA